Molecule: messenger RNA, 771 nt
Organism: Drosophila sechellia
Lineage: Eukaryota; Metazoa; Arthropoda; Insecta; Diptera; Drosophilidae
Gene: fd19B
Product: forkhead domain 19B
Exons: 1
Coding region: 1-771 (256 amino acids)
Biological process (GO): regulation of transcription by RNA polymerase II; anatomical structure morphogenesis; cell differentiation
Molecular function (GO): DNA-binding transcription factor activity, RNA polymerase II-specific; RNA polymerase II cis-regulatory region sequence-specific DNA binding
Source: RefSeq, a predicted model, not a curated record
AUGGAUACGACACCAAUCUUCCAGUCCAGCUUCUCCAUCCGAUCGCUGCUCUCCGUGGACAAAAAGCAGGAGUCUCCCAUUUCGAAACACAACUCAGGAUGCAGCUCCAGCUCAUGCUCGAGUUCCAGUUCCAACUCCAGCUCGGAUUCAAUGGCCGCAAAGAGCAAUGCAAAGCCGGCUUUCACCUACAGCGCCCUCAUAGUGAUGGCCAUCUGGAGCAGCUCCGAGAAGCGUCUGACCCUGAGCGGGAUCUGCAAGUGGAUCGCGGACAACUUCCCGUACUAUCGCACCCGCAAGAGCGUCUGGCAGAACUCGAUCCGACACAACCUGAGCCUCAAUCCGUUCUUCGUUCGGGUGCCGCGAGCUCUCGAUGAUCCUGGACGUGGCCACUACUGGGCACUCGAUCCGUAUGCCGAGGAUCUGUCCAUCGGCGAGACAACGGGACGCCUGCGCCGCAGCAAUUGGCAGCAGAAUACGGUGGCGAGGCCCAAGGUCACAGGUCAUCCCUAUCAGCGAAUGCCAUAUUAUGGGCACGGGCACGGUAACGGCCCAUAUAUCAAGUCCCACAGCGCCUACUUCCCCAUAGUGGACCAUCAACACCAUGCCGCCAUGGUGCAGCACUACCAGGCCAUGAUGCACAGAUACCAGAUGAUGCCACAUCCACACCAUCACCCGCAUCAGCAUCAGCAUCCUCAUUUCAUCCAGCAAUCGAAGCCCCUUCAUGUCCAGGAGCCGUAUCAUCAUCACCGCUACCAUCUCCACCAAGAGUGA